CCUAGUCUCUCUUCGUGCCAUCCGCCGUUGGGCCUACGGCCUUCGGCGUCCCCAAUAAGGCAUAGCUCCGGCCUCCGGGAAUCCCCAUCAACCUCCACUUCCUCCUCCACUCCCCGGCCCCGGCCACGGCCACUGAUCGCGGCGGUGAGGUGAGCAGAACAUGCUCUUUCUACGUCUUGCUGAAGUUUUAAGUUAUAUUGAUAUUCCUGUUGUCAAGUCUGAACUCAAACCUCAGCUAACUGGUUAGUGGUGGCAUGUCUGCCAAGGUGCCAAGGUGCUUAGGAGUUACUUCCAGUGGCAUGGCGGAUUGGGCCUCUAUUCAAACUGAUAUUCUUGGCAUAAUAAUAAAGAAGCUUCCAAUCCCUGAUUACAUUAGAUUUCGUGCUGUGUGCACAUCUUGGAACAAUGUCUGCAAGGAUGUGUCAUACCGUCCAAGGGUGGACCCAUGGCUGAUGCUCCCCCCAGAUCAGAAUCCUCUUGGUGCUCAGUUCUUUUGCAUUCCUGAAAGAAAGAAUCAAAGUAUCCGUCUCCCUAGCACUGCCUCACUGUUUGAAUCUGUCUGGGCUCCAGUUGGUUCUUCCAAUGGAUGGCUUAUCUACUUCAGUCGAACUUAUGGAACCAUGCAGCUGGUUAACCCUAUCAGUGGCAAACACAUUCAGCUGCCCCCGUUAGGACGUAGGAUCUUCUCUAAGGCCAAGCUGCUUGAAAUGAAUGAGAGGAACUUUAUUGUUGCUGUCCUCUAUGCUGAUGAGAAAGGUUAUAAAGUAACGCGACAAGGAUCUAGCAACUGGUCGUCUGUUGAAUCAAAAUUCAUUUUGGAUGAUAUCAUCAAGCAUAGAGGUCGGCUGUACACGUGUGAUAUGUAUGGUACAGUUGAGAUGUGGGCAGAGCCACCCCAUGCAUGGCCAGACGAGGAAGUCACGCAUCGGUGGAGGUUUCGCUGUCUUAUAGAGACCCCUGCUGGUGAUCUGAUUAGGGUUAAGCGCCUGUGUCAGAAUAAGUUUGCUGUUUGGAUAUUGGACAAGGGGACCUUUUCCUGGGUUGGAACCGAGAACAUUGGGGAUCUUGCACUGUUUGUGAGCCAUUACAACUCAUUCUGUUUCCCUGCCAAUGACCACCCCAACCUGAAAGCGAACUGCAUCUACUUCAUUGACAUGUACAAUAACCUGUGUGCAUUCAACCUUGAGCAUGGGACUAAGGAACUUGUCCAAACUCUUGCUAUCGGCCAAGGCCAAGGGCGCAAUGACUACUACCGUCGGCCUCAGCGAGACCAGAUCUUAUGGUUUAUCCCUUCACUGGAAUAAAUACUAAAUGAAUAGGUAAUGGUGAAAGUUGCAUGUCCGUUUACCCCCGAGAUGGAGCUCAUAUAGUAUUGUAGGCUCCUAUGUCUCCUAUGGAUGGCCAUUUAUCCCAAGAUGGAGGCCAUAUAGUAUUCCGUAUUUCCAAAGUAUUGGAUGUUGCACAUGCAACCGCAGGUUUAUGUAUAUGAAUUUCUGAAGUAUUGGACAUCUUUGUAAUUGUGGCUAAAUCAACUGCUUUAACUAUUUGCAGUGGGAGUGUAUGUGAAUUUGAAACUUCGUUUCAAGCUGUUUUGGGCUGUAAA
Messenger RNA from Sorghum bicolor (sorghum), 1603 nucleotides. Its product is annotated as F-box protein At2g05970-like. The record is from RefSeq and is a predicted model, not a curated record. Lineage: Eukaryota; Viridiplantae; Streptophyta; Magnoliopsida; Poales; Poaceae. The coding region runs from base 255 to 1304 and encodes 349 amino acids. Gene Ontology annotation, molecular function: protein binding. The transcript has 3 exons.